AUGGAGGAGACAUCCGACAAUCAGAUCCGCAUUACUGCUGCUUUCACCCCCACUGAUACACCAUUUGUCACAGGAAAUAAUGGGGAAACACUCCUGAAAGUUCCAAGGCUCGGUGGGAGAACAUACCCGAGAUAUCGGGCUUCUACUUUCACAAUCAGGUAGGCCCGACCUGAUGCCGAACUCAGCUCAUGGCUCCACAUCAGUCUCAGAGGAUGAAGCAGGGGAACCAGCAGAGCUCCGGCAACAGCCUCGAGGCAGUAAAGCUCUGUUUAAACGGCAACCUGAACCUCAGUAG
This is a messenger RNA of Pelobates cultripes (western spadefoot toad), 295 nucleotides long. Lineage: Eukaryota; Metazoa; Chordata; Amphibia; Anura; Pelobatidae. The record is from the annotation of a GenBank genome assembly.